Molecule: messenger RNA, 7852 nt
Organism: Bactrocera oleae (olive fruit fly)
Lineage: Eukaryota; Metazoa; Arthropoda; Insecta; Diptera; Tephritidae
Gene: side-V
Product: sidestep V
Molecular function (GO): protein binding
Source: RefSeq, a predicted model, not a curated record
GUGUUACCUUGCUGUAAUGUUCUUCGCUCGCGCUUGGCUCGUACGUCGUUCGGCUCGCUGGUCGUUUGCGGCGACCGCUUCGUUCGUCUGCUGGUUGGCUGCAUUUCAUAGUAAAAUUCGAAAUUCAGUGUUGCCGGGAUAUUGAAGCGAUUUGGUGUCGUUGACGGGUUCUUCGUUGCACGCGUCAUACGUACAACGGUACAAUCAGCAAACAAACGCGAUAUAUUUUUUUGUUCUUUAUUUUGGUGGCGAAGCCAAGUUGUAGCGCAGACGAAAUUGUAGCAAGCAAACUUAAAGCACACGAAUACGUUUACAGCUUGAGUAGAAGUCCCAGUGGCACGCAUAGGUCGGCGCGGUUUCAAUGAAAGGUUCGUUUGGCGAAGGAGCGGUCGUCGUUGCGUGCGUGAAUUAACCCGGUUGUGGCACGAUAGAAAUUUGCGAGCUAAGCUGUUUAGUGUGCGUUGUCGCAGAAAAUUUAAGUGCAACAAACAAGUGAGUGCAAAUUCGCAAACAUUACAACAAACACACACACAUACAUAAAGUGGGCAAGUUAAGCCGAGUGUUGUGAAAAUGCCAGCAGAACUUUUCGAAUGAAAUUAUGUCAAACAGAAAAAUGUGUAGUAAAUGCUAGUGCAACAACAACUUAUUAAAUACAACAAGUGCUCCGCUGGCUUUAGCUAGAAAUCGAAUAAAAAUUCACAGAAAAAAGUGAUUUCCGGUGAAAUUUGAAAUGAUUUUUGCAAACACGCAGCGUCUGUGGCAAGUCGACACGCAGCAGUCGUGAAUGUAAAUUGUGCCAAUGUGUAUGCCAGGGUCCUUAAUAAUCCUUGAAGUAUUAUAAAAGUAUAACAACUUACUGAAAAAAAUUCCAAAGCGCACUUUAAGGCGCAAGAGCGUACAUACAAAUAUUUAGAAGCGAAAAAGGAAUAAAAAAAAUUUCGACUGUCAAAACGCUAAAGCCCGUGUGUGUACCGUUUCAAAUUUGCCAACAUUUCCGCGCACAAAUACUAGCAGCAACACACACACACACAUCCGCAUAUUCGUACAUACAAAAGCUUAGAGCACAAAUGUACACACACCCACACACACAUACAAAACAAAUCGAACUUAUUCGCUGUGUGUUGGAUAUGUGCGUCUAAAAGGUUAAAAGAGGAUUACCAGCGAAUGUCAAGCUCUAAUGCGAAUGAAAAAAUGUCUAAAAAUGUUUUCGAGUGAAAAGCGAAACAGUGCAAAUAACAAUAUUAUAUUUCCGAUACAACAACAACACAUUUAAAGCAAGCGGAAACGCGAAAAUUUCUAACUGGAAUUUCUUGCGAAGUGCUUACACCCACAGUUGGAGGGUUAAACUGACAAGAAACUUCAUACAACGGUAAAACUUAAAUUUCAACAUUUCAGUGUGCCGUGAGUUUAUCACUCUAUAUCUAACGCAACUGACUCCAUUUUGCAAGCAGACAAAAAGUGAAAUUAAUGCACACAAACGCGCACAUACAUUUUCGCGAUAUCUGAGAGAAAAUAGUGAAAUUAGUGUUGGAAAAUGUGUAAAAAACGUGCUGCAGCAGCGAUCCUGCUGUUAGUGCUGACCAUAAUUGGCAGUUAUACAACACAGGGUGAGCAACAUCCAGCGACGGCGGAUGAAGGUCCGCUAUCAGAGGUGCAAACAGCUGUGGGGCUGGAGGUGGCGCUACCAUGUGACCUAUUGCCGGGCACAAUGACGGCUGAUAAGGUGCAACUAGUCAUCUGGUAUCGGCAGGGCAAUGUCAAGCCAAUUUAUACUUUUGAUGCGCGCGGCCGUCCACUACAUCAGGCCAUACCUUGGGCGGACGAGAAUGUCCUCAAGAACAAAGCGCACUUCUACUACGACGCAAAUCCGCCGGCGCUGCGCAUUAAGAACAUACAACUCAGCGAUGCGGGCCUCUAUAAGUGUCGUGUGGACUUUCAUAAAUCACCGACGCGCAAUUGGCGCAUUAAUGUGACAGUUUUAGUGCCGCCCACACGCUUAACAAUACUGGAUCACAACGGCGCUGAAAUACGCGACCAAUUGGCCGGUCCCUACUUGGAGGGCGACAGCGUUAAUCUGACGUGCCUGUCCAGCGGUGGUGUGCCACCGCCGCGCGUCUCCUGGUGGCGCGAACACGCGCUCGUCGACGACUCGUUUCAUGUGCAGCCAGAUGGCACCGUUCGCAAUAUACUACACUUGAAAAAUAUCGCACGGAAGGAUUUACUAACGGUUUACACGUGCCAAGCGAGCAACGGACAUGUUGUGGCGGCUCUGACGAAGAAAGUUGUGCUGGACAUGAACUUACCGCCACUAAGCUUGCUGCUGCAAGGUUUAAAUCACGCGCUCAUCGCUGGCACGCGUACACAUGUGACCUGCACCGCGGUCGGCGCACGACCAGCGCCACAAAUUGUGUGGAAAAAAUCAGGACAGGUGCUCAAGGGCGCAACACAGUCGACUUCCAGCGAUGGCAAUACCACCGUCUCCGAGCUGAUGCUUAUACCGGUGCCCGAGGACAACGAGCGUCAAGUAGUCUGCUCCAUUUCAUUAAAUCCAUCUAUAACCUCGCAGCAGCUGCAUGAGGGCGAUACGACCGUGUUGACGGCACAGAGCAAUGGCAAUAUGGGAUUGUAUUUGAAGGAUUCGCGCGUGCUAAAUGUGACACACGCACCCAUUGUCUCACUGCGCUUGGGCGCACCUCUGGAUCCGAACAACCUGCUGAAGGGCUCCGAUGUUUACUUGGAGUGCGAUGUAAAGGCGAAUCCAGGCAUAACCCGGGUCGAGUGGUAUCACAAUGACAAACAGCUGCAUCUUUCCCGCGGCGUUAUCAUCUCCAAUCAGACGCUCGUGCUGCAAGGAAUUUCGAAAAUAUCACACGGCCAGUACUUCUGUCGUGCCACUAAUAUACAAGGGAGCGUGUCCAGCAAUGAAGUAUAUUUGGAUGUGAAAUAUCCGCCCGUAUGCAAAGCCGAGUCGACAACCAUACGCGCCGCCCUCAAACAGACCAUCAACAUUACGUGUCAAGUGGACUCGAAUCCACUUGAUAAUCUAAAUUACAGAUGGCAUUUCAACAAUUCACUAGAGAGGCUCAUCGAAUUGCCCGCAACGAUGGCGACGGCCUCGGCCGCUAUGCCGUUACUGCAGUAUCCGGAUGUUGGUGCAGCUGGAGGGCACACAUCCGGCGGAUAUUAUCAGCGUAGCAAGCGGAAGCAUGGUCAUGCGCAAAAAUUUCUGCUCGGCCGGCAUGGACGUGUUGCGGCGGCCGCCAGUGUAUUGGGCAGCGGCAACGGCGGCGGAAGCGCUUGGUCCAACAUUCGUUUCGAAGAUGUCGACGAACAGCAAAUGCCGCCCCACCAAUAUGUCGAUGAGUACGAUGAUGGUGAAUUUUUUGAAAACAGUAACAGCAACAACAACGAAAAUGACAACAACGACAACGCGGACGAGGAGCUGGUCGACGAUAUGGUCGCUAGCGCGCCGCAUACCCAAAUGGUUUAUUCGAAUAUGAUUUAUAAAAAUCAUUUGGAUAACCGACAACAACAACAGCAACAAUUGCUGCAGCCGCAACAUGUACAGCACACACACCAACAACAACAGCAACAGCAGCAAUAUUCGGCGCACCAACAUCCACAGCAGGGCCGCAUGGCUGGCGGCAUCGGUGGUGGGCUGGUGGGUGGCGUCGCUCAUGACAUGCUCCCGCAUGGCAAUCAAUUUCAGUUGGCCGAACGCAAACGGCUAACGGCAGCGCUACACAAAAAACAACAUCAUCGUCCAAUGGCCGGUGUGUCGAUGACCACUCAACCACCACCGGCGCCACCGCUAAACAACGUCUACAGCUACCACAUAGAUUCGUACGAUAGUUUCGGUGCAAUCUCGUGCGUGGCCAGCAAUGCUAUGGGCCAAAGCGAGCCCUGUUGGUAUCACAUACAGCCGGCAGACUUUCCCGAUCCGGUGAAGAACUGCACGGCCUACAAUGCCACCGCCAACUCCAUACAAAUUCAGUGCAUCGCCGGCUAUGACGGUGGCAUACCGCAGCACUUUCACGUGCAAAUCAAGGACGAACUCACCAAUCAAAUACUCUACAACACUUCCUACAAGUAUGCCGAGUUCACCGUCAAGCGGCUGCCAAGCGAUUCGGUCUUCGUGAUACGCGUAACGGCCGUGAACGCGCAAGGACCGAGCAAAGUGUCAUUCCGCGUGCGCGGACGUACACUCUCCGCACCGCUGCUACGCACCGCCUCAUCCACCGCUGUGUUGGUGCAGCUGACACCACUGCUCGGCGCCUUGCUGGGCAUUGUCGCCACAGUCGUAUUGAUCGCUAUCUGCAUUGUGAUUUUCCUACGUGUACGUCCGAAGGCGACGCGACGUCCGAAUGGCGAUACCACUACCACGGAGGCGGACAAGGGCAGCGCCGAGCCGCUAUCGCGUAACAUGGGCAGUCAUUCGAGCUUGGAGGACAAAAAUCCCGAUGUUGUGCCGCAGGAGACAAACAGCGAGGAUGAAUUUCACUUGGAGGAGAAGGCGUUCGAUCGGCUGAACAUUGAGUCGCAGCGCAUACUUUACACGCCACCGACGCGCAUUAAUACGGCGUCGCCGCCACCGCCUUCGCUGUCGCCCACAUUUGGCAAACAGUAUGGCGAACUCUCGCUCACCACCAAUCCCGCCUUCAGCCUCUACAACACGCCACAGCGCGCGCCCGCCGCGCAACGCCCAGUCUACACCGCGCCACCACCGCUGCUCUCUACACGCACGCCACCCAACAUCUACACACGCAUACCGGGACGCUCCUACCUGCCCGCUUACGAGACGCGCACCUCACCCACUUCGCCCUAUGGCUCGACCACCACCUGCACCAUACCGCUGCUCAGCGGCCAAUCCAACGGCUCUCUACAAACAAACAGCAGCACCCUGGGUAGCAAUUCAGGCGGCGGCGGCAUGGGCGGUGGCAGCCUCAACAGCAACGCCAGCAGCGGCAUGCACUGUAACACAUUGCCACAUCCGGGCGCUUUGCAGCAUCACGCCUCUGCGGCCGCAGCUGCCGCGGCGGUGGCGUCCAUGACGACAAAUGGCAUGCCCACAGCGCUCACCUCAUCGAUGACAUCGGGGAAUAUUAGUCUGGCUGCAACGCAAUCGCUGCUCACAUCGCCGCGCACGCACAACGGCGCCAACAUCGCUGGAACUGGUGGCGGCAGCGGCGCGCUCUCACUAGCCGGCAUGAGCAUGGGCAUGCCAGCGACUACAACGGCAACUACGGGCGUCAUGCCGUUACUCAACUCAUCGUCCGCUUUGCUGGGCAGCGGCAAUUAUGAGACAGUGGCCUCCUGAGAAUUACCGAAAGAUGACAUUAAGUGUCAAUUUGUAUGCAUAGGUGGGAGUAGUACGUGUACCAGCAACGCGGAGCGCACCACAAUCGUCUAGUGAGACGAGCGUACCCAAAUGGAGAUGCGGAAGCGUUGGAGAAAGUGCCGAUUUGUGGGCAUUGUGUAAAUUCCUUGUAAUUUAAAUACUUAGCAAUAAGGCAGCUGAAGUAGGUUCACUUGUGGCAAAACGAACGCAGCGCAAGUAGCGAAAGCAAGUGUGGUGAGUUUUGAACGUGUAAUUUAACUUUGACUUACUUUCAAAAAAUAUAUGUGUGCUUAGAAACAAUUUUUUGAAGCAGAAAAAAUUUUCAGUUUCUAAACUUUUAAUGAACUACUUGCACAAAGUACCUUAAGUAACUGUUAAAAUAUUUUGCAAACAGUUUUUAAAAAGAAAAUUUAUAUAUUUACAGUAAUUAUUUUCUUGUCAGUUUGCACAAAUGAGUUUCUAAAUUUAUUUUUAGUACAAAAGUCUGCAGAAAUGCAAGAAAACGGCGAGAAUUUUGCAAAGUGAACAAACAUAUAUAAGACUUCCAAAUGUAAUGCGUAGUUAAGUUAUUGUAGAAUCACUUAGUGGGAUAUAUGAAUGUAUGUGUGUACUGUAAAUCAUAAAUUGUAAUUUAGAUCGAGCUAUCUAAACUACAGCUGAGGGCAAUGCAUUUAUAAAACAAGUACCUUUGCGCAAAUCAUAUAUAAAUAUCUAUCUGUGUAUAAAAGCGUCUGCAAAAAAAACUUAGAAAUGUUUGUAAGCUUGAGUACAGCUUACGGUGUCGCUGUUAUGUAUGCCUGCGCUAGGAUAGCGCAGUUAAAAGCUCGCUUCUUACAUACCUUAGAAAAAAAGACACAAUAUGAUUGAACCAAGACUAAGUGAUCCAAGUGAUUCUUUUGCCGUUUACUUAAGUUGUGUUUAUGAUAUUUCUUGUAGGCUCUGUAUUAUACUAGUUUUUUAUCUUCGCGCCAAAAUGUAGGCAACAAUUUUUACCUUGAUUGAAUUCUUAUUAGUUAAUUUGCUUAACAAUUUUCUUAUUUAUUUAGUUGUUUCCUUUAAUUUUAUAAUUUUUUUAAAUUUCUAAAAACAUUUUUUUAAUUUAUUUUUUUGUUUAACGAUUUUAUAUUUUGCUCAAAAAUUUUUUAAUUUUUUCUUUUUAAAUUUUUUUUUUUGAGAAAUUUUUAUAUAAUAUUUGAAAUUUUUUUAUAUCUUUUUAAAAUUUUUUUUUAAACUUUAUUUAUAUAAAUUUUUUUUAAAUUUUAUUUAUAUCUUUUUUUUAAAUUUUUUUUUUGAAUUUUAUUUAUAUAAAUUUUUUUAUUUAAUUUUUUUCAAUUAAAAAAUAGAAUAUAUUAAAAGUUUUUGAGCAAAAAUUUAAAUUAGUUAAUGUUACUGAAAAUAUUUUCUUUUAAUUUUUAAAUAAUAUUUUAAUAUUAUUUUCUUUAAUUUUUAAAAUAGAAUUUUUGUUCUUUCCAUAACGAUAAGCUGUAGCGAGAGCACAUAGCAGCGAAAUCACUUUGUAUGACGAAGUUUACAAACAAUUUACAAGCAGAAUUUAACGCUAAAUGUAAAGCAAAGCCAUAAAUAAUAUAUGUGUGUAUAUAAACAAAACUGCAAAAGUCUCUUUUAGUUAGUAGCAUAUUCUGCAAAAUUAUAAAGUAUUAGUGGUGGCUAACAUUUACAGAAUAUCUUAAGUUCUCAACAAAUUUCAAAACCAUUAAAUGUAACAAGUUUGCACGAAGUAAAGCAAACUUGCAAAAAAAUCGAUUGAAUAAUGAGAGAUUUGAAAACAAUCGGCUCUGACCAAAACAGCCAAAAGUAUUUCAGCGCCCCACUACUGCUAUAUAAAUAGCAUAUAUAAUGUAUAUAAUAUCUAUAAAGUCUUUCAUAUACAUAGCGUACAACACAUACAAUAUAAUAUAAUAUAAAGUAAGCAUGAUCGAGGUGAAGACCUUUAGUUAGCCACAUUGAACGAAGUUACAACAUAACAGAAAAGACUAAAGCUUGCGCGAAUACUAUGUACUACAACAAAUACAUACAAAAAUUAAACUAAAGCAUAUAUUAAAAAAAAAAAAGAAACACUAACUAAGUAAGUGCAUAAAUAAGCAAACAACAAACACGUAAUGUAAAAACUGUGCUGCAUUCUAAAAACAGAAGAAAUUCAAUGAAAAAGUGUUAGAAAAUAUUUUGAUUUUGUAUAUGUAAAAAUCAUUCUAUAUAGUCCAUAUGUUAUAUAGUAUAACAGUAGCUAAAGAGAAAUUCUUUUCAUUUACAUUCGAUAGCUGAAAAUUAAUGUGGAAAAAAUCACAGUGAAUAAACUUAAAACUAAAUUUAAAUGCAAUUUAAAAUAUAUACGCUAAAAAAUUAACAAAAAUAUAUAUAUACAUACAUACAUGGUAUAUGUUUAACUAAAAGCUGAUAAAAAUCAACUAAAUGAAAUACAAACAAAUCAAAUAAUCCUUUCUCCCGCCCACAAAAAUUGUAACUCAAUGAAUUUUUCUACCUACAAACCAAAAA